This is a messenger RNA of Hibiscus syriacus, 766 nucleotides long. Its product is annotated as LON peptidase N-terminal domain and RING finger protein 2-like. The record is from RefSeq and is a predicted model, not a curated record. The transcript has 2 exons. The coding region runs from base 194 to 736 and encodes 180 amino acids. Lineage: Eukaryota; Viridiplantae; Streptophyta; Magnoliopsida; Malvales; Malvaceae.
CUCUGGGAAAACAGUGUUUUUUUAAUACCCAUUUUGUUUAAUUCUGUCAUUUUCAUUAGUGUGAAUCAAUGCCGGAGGUGGGAUUCUCUUAAUUGUAUUUUUUUUCCGAGUAAUAGGCUCACGGGACUUCCAUGCUGAAUCGUUGCAGCAGGAAAGGGAAGCUAGGACAAUACUGAGAUUUCUUAGGGAACAAAUGGACGGUGUUGAUAGGGAAAGGAGGAGGUGGAGGAGUUUUAAGGAACGGCUGGGAUUUAAAGUCAUGGGCUGCUGUGGGACCACAUGGGGAUUCGGAUCAAUGAAUACGAGCGUCAGAGACGGAGACGGAGACGGUGUGGUUGAAGUUGAAGAACGAGUGGACCCAAGUCGUAAUCCGGAUCCAGGUUGCAUUAACCCAGCUCCAGUUUCGUCAGGCAUGAACCUGGCCGAAGCGUUAGCGGCGGAGCGACAUUUUCGGGCAGCGCCGGAACCAGAGAGAGAUAGCGCGGGGAUUAAGUCCCCCGGGACGCCGCUCAGGGUGUCGUUGAUGAGGCUGUUGGAGGAGGAGGAGGUGGAAGAAAGCGGCACGGAGAUGGGGAGUGAUUCGAUGUGCUGCGUGUGUAUGGGGAGGAAGAAAGGAGCGGCGUUCAUCCCAUGUGGACACACUUUUUGCAGGAUGUGUUCGAGGGAACUGUGGUUGAAUCGAGGGUGCUGUCCCCUCUGCAGCCGUUCAAUCCUCGAGAUUCUUGACAUUUUCUAAGGAUCAAUUAGUUUUCCCCAUUACGAUGAC